GUGACGGGUUAACCUUGAAUAAGAAACAUCCACAGUGGCGCCGUUUUCAUUCGUUGACGACCGCAAUCUUUUAAGUUUUAAAACUAAUUCACGCAACUUUUUUUUUUUUCAUUAUGGAAUAAGUAAGCAAAACAUUUGAAAAUUGAUUUCCAGACUCGGGAAGGGCCUCAUCAUGAACACCUGUAUCAUCUCCGUGAUCCUCGCCCUCACAAUCAGCAUGUCCAUGGUCAAGUCCUCACCCAUAUUCCCAGUGGUGGAGCUCUCGUCAAUGCACCCACGGGACGCAUGUUUAUUCAUUUGCAGCAUAUGUUUUCAUUCUGAGGAGAACUCCAUGUUAAAGUGUGCAAACAACUUCUGUCUUUCUGACUACGGUUUCAACGGCCUUGGUUACUUGUGGAUCGGCAAAGAGUGUGCUCAUUGGCCAAGUCUGGAGAAAUUUGUUGCUGCCGAAAAUGUUCUGAAGAAUUAAACACGUUACGCCUGUUUAUAAACUUGUUGAAGUUUUACAUAUCUAUUGAUUCGUUUUUACAAUGUCAUUGACUUUUAAUUUAUUUCAGUGCAAUCUUCUCAUUAUACAUUUUAAUAAAUGAAAUAUGAAAAAAAUGA
Magallana angulata is the source of this 606-nucleotide messenger RNA. RefSeq lists its product as uncharacterized. The record is from RefSeq and is a predicted model, not a curated record. The coding region runs from base 173 to 469 and encodes 98 amino acids. NCBI's taxonomy places the organism in Eukaryota, Metazoa, Mollusca, Bivalvia, Ostreida, Ostreidae. The transcript has 3 exons.